AUGCUGAGAUUCUUCUAUGACGGCACUUAUCACCCGAGUGAAUUCGAUGACACCUCCGCUGAUCAGCACCUGAUCAUGCAUCGACUCGCAGAUUUCUACGACGCUUCUGCUCUGCGUAAGGCGGCCUCUCACCACUUGAUCAAUUUUAUCGACACAUGCUUCAUGAGCUGGAAAAACGACUCCCAGAGCGGCUCUCUAGAUCACGUCAUUCGUUCAAUCCAGCAGAUCCUUGGACCCAGCUCAGAUGAAUUUGCCGACAACAGUAUCCAAGAAGACGUCUUCAAGUUCAUCAUCAUCAUAAACGCAGGCCACUUGUACAAGAAUGAGCUCUCCCAGGAGCUUUUGGUGGACGGAUCGCUGCUCAAUGAGUCCUUGAGCCGCAGAUUCGCUCAGAAGACCGGUGAAGUUAUCAUGUGCUUGAGUUAG
This is a messenger RNA of Aureobasidium vineae, 426 nucleotides long. NCBI's taxonomy places the organism in Eukaryota, Fungi, Ascomycota, Dothideomycetes, Dothideales, Saccotheciaceae. The record is from the annotation of a GenBank genome assembly.